GACAAUGGAAAAGACCCGGAUGAACAAACAGUAUAAAUAGAGCUGGAAUCCGCGGGAAGUUUGUCUUACUUUUCAGCGUGGGUCAAACGAGACAGCUCUGCGUUUCUUUUCUCUACGUACAACAUUUCUUCUGACCACCAAAUUUGCCGGUUACUCUCAAGUUCCUACACCAGUGACCAUGCCUGUGGAUGCCCGAGUGCUGCUCGUGCUAGUGACGUGUGUUCGGUGCGUGAUCGGCCAGGUUCGGGUUUUGCCGGACAGUCCGUCGGUUGUUCGGAAGGAGGGCGAGGACAUCAUCUUCACCUGCAGUGACGACAGCGCGUCUCUGGCCAAUCAGGAGCUGAGAUGGUAUGGACCAACCGGAGUCGAGAUCAGCGGGACCGGAGUACGCGUGUUCACGGAGAACUCCCAGGGCCUGUCCAGGCUGAGGGUGCUCCAGAUCCAGCGGCAAGACGGAGGAAGCUACACGUGCCGAGGGGAGUCUGGGGACGAGAUCACGUCAGUGCUGGUUGUGUUCAAGCCCAUCACGUUCGACAGCGCACCGGCUGAGCAGAACUUCCAAGUCAACAGUGACGCAGUUCUGGAAUGCCAGGUGUCCGGGGACCCCCAGCCGACAGUAGUGUGGUACAGAGACAACAACGAGGUCGGCAACAGCGCAAAGUACCGCAAAAUGGCCAACAACAACCUAGUCAUCGGCAACAUCCAGCUGCAAGAUGCCGGCCUGUACAAAUGUGAGGCGUCUGUGGCGAGUGACGGGCGGUUUGCCGAGCGGGACAUCCAGGUGUCUGUGCUGUACCCCCCAGCGGUGUUCAUGGACACACCGGACACAGUGGGAGCUGUGGUCGGCUUCACCGUCAACAUGAGCUGCAGCGCCCGCGGUAACCCCACCCCGCAGAUGGCCUGGUACCGGGACGGGAGAGAGCUGCUGCCCUCGUCUGACGGCAACGUUAGAAUCUACACAGCGGAGGGUGUCAGCAUCCUGGGACUAAAAGUCAACAACUCCACAACGUACGGAGAGUACAACUGCACUGCAUACAACGGGCUGGGUAGCGUGUCCAGGAACAUCAUUCUCCGGGAGGCGGCAGUCCCCACCCCGCCGACCGGUCUACGAGUCACGCACCUGGCUGCACAUCAAGUCACCAUCCUGUUCAAGAAGUCGUACAGUGAGAAUGGAGUCCCCGUGACACACUAUGUCACAGAGAUCAGCGGCUCCAACGGAGACAUGUCUUCACAGGUGGGACCUGCCUCGGAGACGACCAUGACCCUGGACGGGCUGGCGAAGAACACUUCCUACAGCAUCCGUCUGCGAGGCGUCAACAUCGCAGGAGCCAGCGACGCGUCCGAGGCUCUGAACUUCACAACCCCCGGGGAAUCCCAGAAUCCGAAUGCUCCGGUCAUCUUGAGUGACAAAAUUAGCGCAGAAGCUAUCGCGUACCAACUCAGAGCUUCAGUCCCCUCUGAUCCUACAGACCCUGCCGUGGACUGCGCUGUGUCUUACCGGCAAACCAGCACCAACCAGCUUCGGCAUCAGUGGAUGAACGUCACCUUACCCUGCAACAGAAACACCAGCAUCAGUACCGUCCUCAUCACGGGUCUGCAGUCUGACACCGAGUACGAGGGGAGAGUCUACGCCAUGAGAGCUUCAGGAACUGUUGGAGUCGCGGACUUCGUCUUCAUGACUGCUGCUGAGGUUACCGCGCAGCAGGUGGGAGGGGUAUCAGCAGGCGGAACAGCGGCUAUUGUCAUUGUCGUGCUCCUGGUCGUCAUGGUAGCGGCUGACGUCACGUGCUGCGCGCUGGGAAAAGGCGGCGCCACGCUCUUCCUCUGGAACAAGGUCCGAGGCAACGCCAAGAGCAUCCCCAUCAAAAACGAGGAGGCUCCCGCUGAAGAGUUGGAGACAACCAUGGCGGCAGAACCCCAGUCUGCCCCCGCCGACCCCAGUUCGGGACCCACCACCGAGAACGGCACACCACAAGACGUCAAGAAAGCGAAAGCAGUGAAACUUCCCCUAGCGCUCUGGUGGAGCAAAUUUAAGCGCGCUCGUAACCAGGACGGUGCAGGGCCGACUGACGGUGCCGAAAAGGAGAAAUCCUGCGAAGAGCGAAAGGCUGAAAAUGGCGAGGUGGCGGAAGAUAGCAACCAACAGAAUUCGGUCCCCCCUAAGAGCGAAUCUGAAAAGACUGCUAACAGCGAAGAAGGAAACGCUGAGGAAGAGAAAACUGACGCCGUGACGUCAGAAGAGGAAGCUUCGCCAGCCGCGCCCGACGUUGUCGGAGGGACUGACGCUGCGGAAAGCACCGAGACGACCUUACUUCUGGACGAGACCAAGGAAGACGCUCCUGGAGAACAACCUAACGGCCUGGCAGUCUAGUCCGAGAUUUUCUGUAUGGUCCCAGACUCUGCACACAUUGACUUCGGCUUCCUUUUACCUUUGUAAAAUUGAUGCAAGCAAAUUUUCUGCUUUUAAGGACCAUUGACAUACAUCCAGUAUUUUAAGCCAUGAAUGUAGUAACAACGCUUUAAGUGACAACAUGUACACGAUGAAUUUGACGUGUCGAUGAAGAAAAUGCUGUUUUAGUAUAAAACCCGUUUUAGUAUAAGGAAUGUAACAAUCUGUGUAUUUAUGUGUCCUCUAUGUAACUCCGUUAUAGCAUCUCGGUUUGUGUAUUGCUUUGAGUGUGAUGUCUUUCGAAACAUUUUCAAUUGUUUUUUUGUUUUGUUUUUUUGAUUCAACGUAUUUGUUUGGCGUGACAAAGGAUAGUUCGUCGCAACGUGCUUCAAUUUAGUACGCAAAUUCAACAAAAAUUCCGUGCCUUUAUCAAUGUUCGUUUGAAUGUAUACAAUGUACACGGGCAGUUACUGACUGAUUCUAUCAACCAUACCUGGUUAGCGACAAUGUAGACCGUAAAACAUUUAUGUUGGUGAUGACACUAUCUGACAGGUUACAGCUUAAUGUUUUAUUGUUCUAUUAAAGUUUUUCCACUGGAAAA
Messenger RNA from Branchiostoma floridae (Florida lancelet), 2990 nucleotides. RefSeq names its product neural cell adhesion molecule 1-like. Gene Ontology annotation, cellular component: plasma membrane; neuronal cell body; axon. Bases 179 to 2371 code for a protein of 730 amino acids. The record is from RefSeq and is a predicted model, not a curated record. The transcript has 5 exons. Lineage: Eukaryota; Metazoa; Chordata; Leptocardii; Amphioxiformes; Branchiostomatidae. Gene Ontology annotation, biological process: synapse organization; homophilic cell-cell adhesion. Gene Ontology annotation, molecular function: protein binding; axon guidance receptor activity.